UGACCCUUUUCAUUCGAUUAUUGAUAAUGAUUAGCAUUCUCAGAUUGAGAUGCUACCUUUUUCGCAUUUCACUCUUGUUCCAUCUUUUCUAGCCGUAACACCUUUUUCCGUUCAAAGGUAGUUCAAACUGUGAAUGGAAAAUGAGACUACAGGUGUUGAUUCUACUAACUGUGGUGUUGGCCAACGGUCUAGUGUCGAGUGUCGACCGUCACGGUCAGGAUCCGUUCAACGACGACUUUCUGCGUAGGGUGCUCGCCCGGGCUCGGACCUGGAAACCGGACACAAACUUUCAAUCAAACGUGCACUUUCAUGCCUUCCGGUCGCUGAAGGGCAUCGGAGAAAGCAGAACAGGCUUCAAGGUGCCGAUCAGACGGUACGAGUAUGUCUACGAUGUCGAUAUUCCGGAAUCGUUCGACGCACGAAACCACUGGCCCAACUGCGAAUCGCUGCGUGCCAUCCGCAAUCAAGGCACUUGUGGAUCGUGCUGGGCCGUAGCAGCAGCCAGUGUCAUGUCCGACCGUGUCUGCAUCCAUUCCAACGGAACUAUCAACGUGGCGCUGGCCGCAGAGGACCUCAUGGGCUGUUGUGUGGACUGCGGCAACGGAUGCAAUGGAGGCUUCCUGGACGGAACUAGCUUCCAGUACUGGGUGGAUGCAGGGCUAGUGAGCGGCGGUGCUUACAAUUCCACGGACGGUUGCAAACCAUAUCCGUUCAAGCCGUGCGAAUACCCAUUCAACGACUGCCAUGUGGAGAUUUCGCCCAAGUGCACACACCACUGCCGAGAUGGCGUCGAUCGGCACUAUUCAAAGGACAAGCUAUUCGGCAAGGUGGCAUACAGUGUGCCUCGAGACGAGCGUGCUAUACGGUACGAAAUAAUGACCAAUGGGCCAGUGGAGGCGGGUUUCGAUGUAUAUGAAGAUGUGCUGUUGUACAAGUCCGGAGUGUAUCGCCAUGUGUAUGGUGAACAGAUAGGAAAGCAUGCGGUGCGCAUAAUCGGUUGGGGCAGGGAUGGUGGAAUCCCGUACUGGUUGAUAGCGAACUCGUACGGCGACGAUUGGGGCGACCAUGGUUACUUUAAGUUCGUUCGCGGUUCCAACCACCUGGGAAUUGAGUCGAAGAUCAUUACUGGAUUGCCCUUGAUUUAGUCCAGCGGUUUCCAUAAGACGACCGGUGCUCAAAUGCGAUCCUAGAGAAUGAAUUUUUUUUUUGUUUCAACAUUGGAAAACUGUUCUAACUUGUCGUAUGUUUGUUAUAUUCUGUUCCAACCAACGUUAACCCAUUAGUCUUAUUAGUCUUAUUAGCUGAUUUCAAUGAGCGUUUGUUCUUACUUGCAAUGCGAUCUUAACAGCUUCGAUUGCCAUCAAUCAUUAAAGAGCAACAGGAAGCAUCGGAAACACAUCAAUAAAUGCAGAACAAAAUUUCUUUCUCUUCAAAUUUAAAAAUCCCAUUUUCUAAAACCAUAAAGGCGUACGUAAUUUUACAAAAAGAAA
Anopheles gambiae (African malaria mosquito) is the source of this 1490-nucleotide messenger RNA. Its product is annotated as cathepsin B. Bases 141 to 1145 code for a protein of 334 amino acids. NCBI's taxonomy places the organism in Eukaryota, Metazoa, Arthropoda, Insecta, Diptera, Culicidae. The transcript has a single exon. Gene Ontology annotation, cellular component: lysosome. Gene Ontology annotation, molecular function: cysteine-type endopeptidase activity. The record is from RefSeq and is a predicted model, not a curated record.